UUGACGUGCAAGUAUAGCUGGCCGAGGCUAUCAAUGUGGCGCUCAAAUCAACCGCACAACGACAAUAGACUGUGACGGAGGUCUUUCACAGUUAUCAGCUAUCACGAACAGGCGGAAUUUCAUUUGUGGUCAAAUAGGUUUCAAAAACACGCCAUAGUAUCGAGCGUAGUUGCGAUUUUGCUGGCUCUGAGCUGCCAGGCUCAGGAGUAUGACUGUUGGUCACGUGACCUCCUUGGAUCGGGUGGAGGAAGUCGACACACGGAUGUGAACUCAUCCUUCAUAAACUACUCGCGCCGCUGCAUUAUUUUUGCUGUCCGUUCUAACGCACAGCUUCUUAAAGGAAAAGGUCAAAAUGGCCGAGGAACAUGCUCACUGCAUGUCCUGUGUCAACCUAAGAUGCGCGGUCAGACCUCUGCCAGGCGUUUCCUGCCAACUCACCAGCUGCCCUCUAAUGUGCGGCGCAGUGUUUCACACGUGCAAAGCCGAUGAGCACCACUUCCUGUGCUCGCUGCUGCGGGUGCCGUGCCUGAACAGCGCCUACGGCUGCCCCGCCGCCAUGACGCGCAACCAAAUGUCGGCCCACUUGGAAGUGUGUCCGGCCGGGGUGGUGCGCUGCACCAUGGAGUGGAACCGCUGGCCAGUCAGCUGCACUGACUACUCGUCGUACGACCGCUUGAGUCGCGGUGUGGAGGAAGUGGAGCAGCUCGACAUGGCCCUCGCCCUCCAGGAUCAGUGCACCAUGCUGGAGUCGCUCAGGUUGAUUGCCGUCCCGCCGACCGUCCGGACGGGCUCGCCAGACCCUACGGGUGAGAUUCCCAAAGAGACGGAGUCAGGCUUGUCCGAGUUGCGAGCGGCGACGGCGAAAGAGCGAAUCGCCAACGGUAUCAACGGACUGAACGAGCAGCACUACGGCAAACUGUACGAGGCCACUCUGGAGACCACGAGGACCUUAGCCAGCGCUCUGGAGCUGGUGAGCCGCGCAAACUCAUCCGACGGCCGUGUCGAUGGCGCGAGAGCGGAAGCCGCAAUGCAGGGAAGCAGACUGGGCGGACUCGUGCGGCUUGAAAAGGGACGAAGCGCGUGGGCGGCUAAGGAAGAAAUGAGUUCAUUAACGAAUGGCUGCCUGGAGAUGGUCGCAGAAGAGGACUUGGUUCCUUCUCGGGAUUCGCACAACGGUAAGGAAGCGCCGCCGAGGAACAUCGCCGAUGUAUCGGACCUGGUUAGCAUUGCUCACUCAGCCAAUAGCCUUGCUGGAGCGCUGGGAGUAGAAGCCGAUCAGCAGACCCCCAGACCGGUGCACUUCCAGAACGGACAAACCACGGAAGAAGAAAAAAGUUUGUUCAUGAAUGGCUGUCUGGAGGUAGUUGCACGGAAAGACUUGGUUGCUCCUCAGGAAGCGGGUCUGUCCCCUCAUGUGGCGGCCCAAGACAAACCAAACCAUAAGCCAGAAAAGUGGCCCCUCCCCAGUGGCCAGAGUCCAGUAGAAACCGAGACAGAGGACAAAGCAGUUGACACCUCAGAUCUGGAACAGGACGACGAUCCCGUCGGGCUCGGCGAAAUCGACCUGAUCACAGCCGCCCUGAUCUUCUGCCUGGAGGAGUCAAGAGAGUACAGAAGGAUCUCGGAUCCCCUCCGCGUGGACGACCGCCGCGCCCACUCGGGCACGCAGACGUUCCCCAUCCCGGCGGCCGUGCUGGUCACGAACACGAGGGUCGGCGACAUGGCGUCGGCGUCCGCCUGCGACCACGCGUCCCCGCAGAUCCCUUGCCCCAGCCCCUUCCAUACGCUCCGCCUCGGCCUCGUUCCGGAACCGCUGGAGGGCGAGGCGCUCCCGCAUAACUACUCCAUCCCCAACAACGCCCGCUACCAGCACAUGUUCCCCUUCGUGUGCGCUCAGUCCUUCCGCCGGGAUGAGUUCUCCUCCCAUUUCACCAACGUCCACGGCGACGUUCACGCCGGGCUCAACGGCUGGAUGGAGCACCGCUGCCCGCUGGCUUUUUACGGCUGCACCUUCUCCCAGCGGAGGUUUUACCCCACGUCGCCGGGGGCCCAGGUGGUCCACAGCAGGCUCCUUCGGUCCUUCGGAGUGCAGCCUCAUCCCGGGGCCAAACUCUCCGGCGAUUCACAGUCGGACCGCUUCAGCGAACUACCCACCGAGAUUCUGUGGCACAUCGCGGGCUACCUGGACAGCUUCAGCCUGUGCCAACUGUCUUUGGUGUCGCGGACCAUGAGGGAGGUGUGCUCCAGUCUCCUCCACACCAGAGGUAUCGUGGAGCUGCAGUGGGAAAGGAGGCAAAGCGCCGGCGGUCACAGGAGGGUAUCGUGGCAGGUUAAGCACAAAGUGUGGCGGUUCAGCACCGCAUUCAGCCCGGUGCUGAAGUGGGGGUUCACCGACGUCCCCAGCAUGUCAAACCACCUGAAGAAGUGCCAGUACAACACGGUGGCGUAUCGGAGCAAGCCGGUGCCCCUCCCUGCUAUGGGCUUGGGGCAGGAGAACUUGACCAAGCUCCGAAAACAUCGAUGGCCAGAAGAUUGUUAGGAGGCGAUCGAAGCACUCCGGCUGAAAAAGCACUCCGAAAGCAAUGGGGGAGGACAUGAAAUGAUCAUAACACAAUGAUUGUCGUGUGCUUCUUGUCCUCCAUUAAUCCCAGUAGAACUAUCAAGAUAAAAAUCACUUUGAAAAAAAAAAUCACCAGAACUAUCCCUAUUUUUUUGUUGUUGCACACUUUAUUGCCUUAAUGAAAGAACACCUUCCUGCCAACAUGAGUGACUUGUUUAUUUGCAAUAAAAAAUUCUGCCCGAUUGUGCAAUAAUACUAUCUAUUUUCCGCAUGGCGCAAGUAAAUCCGUUUAUCAUAGAUGUCGACAGUACUGUGUGCGACGAAUGUUGGUCUCACCGAUUGAAUGUUACCCCAUGUGGGCCGUGUUGUGAUUUAGUUUUCAGAAUGAUUGCAGCAACUGCAUUUGUAUCGCAUUCAUGGGCAGUUGAGUCAAAUAAAUCGACUUUUUCACA
Molecule: messenger RNA, 3012 nt
Organism: Hippocampus zosterae (dwarf seahorse)
Lineage: Eukaryota; Metazoa; Chordata; Actinopteri; Syngnathiformes; Syngnathidae
Product: F-box only protein 30-like
Exons: 3
Coding region: 353-2539 (728 amino acids)
Molecular function (GO): zinc ion binding; protein binding; ubiquitin protein ligase activity
Source: RefSeq, a predicted model, not a curated record